AUGUAUGGGCUAAAAUGGUUGCAGUUGAUUGAUGAUUUGUCUGUCUUCAGCGAAGGAGAAAGUCUAGUAGUUGUCAUAUGUGUUCGACGAUUAUCACCGUUUUAUCAUCGCGAACUAAAGGUGUGCCAACGAUGCAAAGGUGUCCAGCCACGUCAUCCUGAUCCAGGCACCUACGGUAUACGCGUAGCAGCGGCGAUCGCUAUCUACUUGCUCGACAAAUAA
Molecule: messenger RNA, 222 nt
Organism: Angiostrongylus costaricensis
Lineage: Eukaryota; Metazoa; Nematoda; Chromadorea; Rhabditida; Metastrongylidae
Source: the annotation of a GenBank genome assembly